This is a messenger RNA of Gaeumannomyces tritici R3-111a-1, 3455 nucleotides long. RefSeq lists its product as hypothetical. Gene Ontology annotation, cellular component: endoplasmic reticulum. Bases 280 to 3198 code for a protein of 972 amino acids. The record is from RefSeq and is a predicted model, not a curated record. Gene Ontology annotation, molecular function: phosphatidylinositol-4-phosphate phosphatase activity. The transcript is spliced from 3 exons. Gene Ontology annotation, biological process: phosphatidylinositol dephosphorylation. Lineage: Eukaryota; Fungi; Ascomycota; Sordariomycetes; Magnaporthales; Magnaporthaceae.
UGAGAGAUGUAAGGAGAAAAGUCCCAUCGACCCGAACCGCGGGCGCUCCGUGGGGGACCCCUCAGAUCUUGAUGGAUCGGCGAUUCGUCCGAUUUUAUCUUCUGCCGCGAAUCUGAACGUCGUUCCGUUCCCCCAUCGUUCGCAUUACUCUUUUUCGGAACGUGCGGGGGUUUCUUUCCUUUUUUGUGAACAUCUUUUUAUGUGAUAAUACCCCUACCCAUCGGUUGCCGCCCCUUUCGUGCUCCUUGUGCGACAGUCGCCGCCGCCGCCGAAGCCGCCAUGGUCGGCCUGGCGCGCAAGAUAUUAGUAUCCGCGGCUGUAGACGGUCUCGUCUUGCAGCCGCUAUCGUCCAAGAAAGACCCCCGGCCACCAGCCUCUCCGGUGAAACUCAAGUACGGCGAUGCGACCGUCUCUCACGCCUCGAGGGAGGUUCCCGGCGAUGCAGUGGCCAAGCCCAACGCCUCGUUCGAAAGCUUCGGCAUCAUCGGUCUCAUAACAGUCCCGCCGCACAGCUACCUCGUAACCAUAACCCGCCGCCAGCAGGUCGCCUUGGUGCGCGGCAGGCCCGUCUACGUUGUGACCGAGGUCGCCCUCACGCCCUGCUCGUCGCAGCCCGAAGCCACCGAGGCCAUCGCGCGAACCGCCGCGCACCUGAAACGGGCAGCGGCAGCCUCCGAGGCCACAGCGGCCGGCGAAAGCGCAACCGACAGCAGCGACAGCGACGACGAGAACGCGCCGCCGGCGCCAGUCGUGUCCGAUGACGUCAGUGACGACGCGGCGGAGCCCGACGACAGCCGCGGCCGCCCGCGGUCCAUCACGAGCAUCGCAUCGGAUGUUAUGAACAAGAGGGGCGGCUACGGCCGCUUCGCGCAGCGGUGGUUCAGCGGCGGCGGUUGGAUGCAGGACCAGAAGCGGAGCAUGGGCCUCAGCAACGGCCCGCCCGUCGCCCAGCAGGAUGCUGCCGCUGCCGACGGGAGUGAUGGAGACAGCAGAAAAGGGGGUGUGCCUAGCCCUGAAGGCCCGGCUACUGGGGACGCGGUCAAGGCAGAAGAAACAGCGCAACCCACCAUGGGCAGUGCGGCGGCCUUGUUGCCAAAGCUGUUGCGUACCACCCAGAUUCUGUUUGGGACGUCGCGCAGCUUUUUCUUCAGCUACGACCACGACAUCACCCGAAGCCUCUCAUCGCAGCCUCCGAACGCGGCCCAGUCCGAGCUGCCUCUUUGUCGGAGGGUUGAUCCAGUCUUCUGGUGGAACAGACAUGUACUGAAGCGGUUUGUCGAAGCCGGGGCCGAUGCGUUCGCUCUCCCCUUGAUGCAGGGCUUUGUAGGCCAAAGAACGUUCGUCGUCGACAGCGAUCCUCCCCAGGUCGACGAAGGGGUCAAGGAUUCGCUUGAGAUGAGCGACCUGAGGUCGAGGCCCCAGUCCGGCACUGCUUCUCCCCAAAAUGAGCGACUCUCUGAGAGCCUGAAUCGCCGGUCUUCUGAGAAGAUCUUUGAUAUCACCAUAAUAUCGAGGAGGUCUGUCAAGCGGGCUGGCCUGCGCUAUCUGCGGCGCGGUGUCGACGACAACGGUAACACGGCCAACUUUGUCGAAACAGAGCAGAUUCUGUCGCCUGCCGAGGGCAGCGCUGCGGAGAAGACAUGCUCAUUCACCCAAAUAAGAGGAAGCAUCCCGCUCUUCUUCGUCCAGAGCCCCUAUUCCUUGAAGCCGGCACCCGUAAUCCAACAUUCCCCCGAGUCCAACUACCAGGCUUUGAAGAAGCACUUCUCAAUGCUCAAGACGCAGUAUGGCUCGCUCCAGGCUGUAAAUCUGGUCGAAAAGCAUGGCAUCGAGGCUUCUAUUGGCGAACAGUACGAGAAAGGCGUUCAAAGAUUAAACGAGGAAAGCGGCCCCAGCGAAGGUGUUCCGUUCGAGUGGUUUGACUUCCACUCCGAAUGUAGGGGAAUGAAGUUUGAGAACGUGUCGAAGCUCGUCGACAUACUUGGAAAACAGCUUGAGCGCUUCGGAAGCACUGUCGAGGUCAACGGAGAGAUUGCUUCGCGACAGGCUGGCGUCUUGAGGACGAACUGUAUGGACUGCCUCGACAGGACAAACGUCUGUCAGAGCUCGUUCGCCAAAUUCAUGCUGGAUCAUCAGCUGAGCCAGCAAGGCUUCGACAUGUCUGCUCAGCGAGAUCAGGAGACGGCCUGGUUCAACACGCUAUGGGCAGACAACGGCGACUCCAUCUCGAAACAGUACGCGUCGACCGCGGCUAUGAAAGGAGACUACACGAGGACCAAGAAGAGGGACGUCCGCGGGGCGCUGACAGACAUUGGUCUGUCGGUCAACCGCCUGUGGAGCGGCAUGAUAAACGAUUUCUUCGUCCAGACGACAAUAGACUUCCUUUUGGGGAACGUCACCGCCAUGGUGUUUGAUGAAUUCGAAGUCAACAUGAUGUCCCAGGACCCGGCAGUUUCAAUGCAACGGAUGAGGGAGCAGGCCAUCGAGCUGUGUCAGAAGAGAGUUGUGGCUGACGAGAAAGAGGAGUUCAUCGACGGCUGGACAAUGCUGACGCCGCACACGUCCAACAGCCUGACAGCCCAGCCAUUCGAAGAGGCUGUCCUCCUCCUCACCGACGUCGCCAUGUACCUGUGCAGGUUCGACUGGAAUCUGGAUAAGGUCUCCUCCUUUGAGCGCGUCGAGCUAGCGAGCGUGAAGAAAGCCACGUUCGGAGCGUACGUCACGUCCACCACGGCGCCGUGGCAGCUGGACGAGACAAAAAACCAGGGAAUCUUGGUGACAUAUAAGCCGUCAACAAAGGACGUCAUCCGCGUCAACACCCGGUCCUUGUCGGCGUCCUUUGGAAAAAUGGAUGACAAGGACAAGGCCCCGGACGCGCCAGGACCGGUAGGGCUCGCUGGCAUCCUGUCCCGUCGGCCCGCUCCGCCAGCGGAGAGGAAAAUCGCUCUCAAGGCACUCUACUCCCUAUCAUCACUCGCCGAGUCGAGCGGGGGUAACGGCCUCACUGAAAUUCAGCAGGUGGUGAGCAUCAGCGCCCAGCUCGAAAGGCUCAUAGCCCUCAACACGCCCAUAUCAGCAGGCUCCAAGCGGGAGAGCAUCCUUGAGAGCGGCGAUAUCAUCUCGGCCGCUGAAGCCAAACGAAACGCGGGGCUGCUCGAGCAGCUUGGGUAUUCGAUCAGGAAGCUCGUGUGGGCUUGAUCUGCAUCUUGGUUGGUUGGUUUAUGUAGGGUGCCCAGGUGUAAUGGACCUCGUUCGACUGGCUAAGGCGACUUUGGCUUGAAUGAAGACGGAGCGGCGGCGUCUGGGGUUGAUGGGUGCAGACGCCGAUGACAUGGGGCGACGUUCUUUCAGUGAUAUCCAGUAGAAAGGUAAUAUAGCAGCAAUAAUUUCUUGCCGCAGGCUGCGCUGCAAUACACAUUAUCUCUUGGAUCACACCGGCUUCGAGACACGAUAUA